AUGUCCCAUCCCCUGUGUCUAGUAAAAAUACAGAGGGUUCUUUUAGCACUCAGUCAACAAAGAAGAUCUGAUGUAACAAUUCCAAUUGAAAGUAUAGAUACUAGAAAUACAGAUAUACACAACGAAAACUCUGUCAGUUGUCCCAUACCUAGCACUUCAGACUCAUUAUCAGAACCUAUAAUCUGUGCUUCGACCAAUGAUUUACCUCUUCCCGUUGCACCUGGUGAUACAGGAUGUGCCGAAGAUAUACAAAGUGAAGAUCAUGUUAUUAAAUCUAAACCCUUUAUUGUGUCUGUAAGCCCUGUUAGAAAUACGGAUAGUACGUCAACAAGUGACUUACAAAGUAGCAGCUCGGAAGUACAAGAAGAUAACACGCUGUGCAGGCCUUUAUUGUCUACUGAAGAAUCUAACCCAAGCUCUGCCAUAAGCAGUGUGGCCAUACUGUCAACUGAGAACCAAGAAGCAUCAAGUACAGACAGGUUGCAUAACAGCCCCUUGCCAGCUGCAUCCUCAAGCAGUGUAUAUAAGACUGAAAGUGAAUUAAGUGAGCGAACAUUAAAAUGUGUGUCAUCGAGUGAAAAUGUGGAUUCAGUUGUUGUUGAAAGUGCUGAAUCAACAAGUGAAUCUAGUGUUAGUGAAGUAAAAACUGUAAGUGAACCUGUGACUAGGUCACCAUUAAGAAGGCGCCUUGUGCGUCCAGCUCUUACCCGCCCAGACUCAACUGUUUCUUCAACAGUUGAUUCAAGUAUAGCAAACAGAACAUCUGAACAUUCAAGUGAGUGUGUGAAAGAUGUAUCCAGCUCUUCAGAUGCUGUGUAUAUUCAGGAUAGUAUUAAUUCAGAAGAGAUUAGAAGUAGUGAAAUCAGUAUCUGCAAAGCAGAAACCUCAACAAGUUCCCCAAGGAAAAUUAAACUUAUAAGACAAAAGCCUUCUCAAGUAAAUCAUUCUUCAACAUUUGAGACACAAUUCUUAAUAAAGGAAAGUGACCAAUGUCAAUCCACAUCAUCAAAUGAAGAAAAAUCUGUAACGGACAUUCAAACUAGCACAAGUAUUACUUCUCAAAGUAUUGAACAUGAAGAUAAAUCUUCAUCUAUUGUGAGUAGUCAUAGCAUCCCUGAAGCUCGGAUAGACAGUCCUAAGCCCUCAAGUUCACUAAAAGAGCUGGAGCUACCAAAACAGCUAGAAAAAGAAAAAAUAACUCCUAAAGUGAAUUUGUCUACUGAAAAAGCAUCCUUAGAAGAGUUGUCAAAAACUGGAGAUAAAAUUCGAGAAGGCUGUCAUAGCCCAAAUAAGAAACAAGCAGAUGAUGUGAAAUUUGAACCAGAAACUGAAAGAACAGUACCAAAAUUAACAAUUAAGGUAAAUAAUACGCAAUCUGAGAGCAAGCAACCUAAAUCCCCAGUACCGAAAUUGACCAUCAAAGCCAUUAAGCCACCCGUGACACAAGAAACUGACUGUUCAUCUGAAAGUAAAAUACCUAUUUCAAGCAUAACAAAGCUCAACAUAAAGCCCAUAGUAAAACCACCAGAGAAGAUCAAUGAAAUACAUCGAAAAUCAAGUAGUAGUGAAAUAUCAGAAUCGGAAUAUUCAGAAAAUGAUGACACCACAAGUACCUCAGAUCAAGCCUCUGCCUCUGAGCAGGGGCCAAUAGAUGUAGUACCAAAAGUCACUAUUAAAUUAGGUAAACCAGGUACAGAAACUGAAGGCAAAUUUUAUACUGAACCUAACAUUCCAAAAUUGACAAUAAAAGGUAUACAGAAUACCGAAGAAGGCAGAGAAUCUCCAUCAAAACUUAAAUUAGUAAUUUGUCAUGCUGAAGAGAAACAAUCAGAAAAGGUACCAAAAUUGACAAUUAAGUCAGUUACAAUGGUUGAAAGCCAGCCACUUAGCCCAAAAUUAACAAUAAAACCUUUAAAACCACCAGACAAUAUAAAUAAAGAUGUUAGUAUGGAAACUACUGAAAAUCCUCCAAUACCCAAACUCAAGAUAUCCACAGAUACUUCGAGUUCUGAUCAAAAGGAUUUUACGCAUAUACCUAAAAUCACUAUUAAACCCAUAACUAAAAGUGAACCUGAACAUUUAAAUAAAACUCCCAAAAAAGCCUCAUGUGAAAAUCUAGAUAAUAUACCUAUUAUUACAAAAUUAAAUAUUAAACCUAUUGUAAAGCCAGAUAAUAAUAUAGAAAUAUGUAACGAAGUUGAAGAUAAAGUUCCUGUAAUAUCAAAAAUAAAUAUAAAACCUAUAGUAAAGCCUAAUAACAUAGAUUUUUCUAAAGAAGAUAGUAUACCUAAGGUUACAAAGUUACAUAUUAAACCAAUCAAAAGCCCAGAAGGUCAUUUAUCAAAUGAAACAGAUUGUGAUGUUGAAGGAAAAUCUGAGGAGGGUGUACCUGUUAUAACUAAACUGAACAUAAAACCUAUUAUCAAACCAGAUGAUGAAAACACUUCUAAGGAUUCCGAGAAUCACUCAUCUGAGAACUCUAGUGAUGACAAUGACCAAAUACCUGUAGUGACAAAAAUUAAUAUUAAACCAAUUUGUAAACCUAGUAAGGAUGAAGAGUCUGUAUGUUCUACUGCUACUAAAGAAGAAAGUAUGCCCACCAUUCCAAAGUUAAUAAUCAAGCCUUUAGUAAAACCUGACCACCCCGGUCCACUUUCACCUAAAAAGGAACGGAUAAGUAGUCCAGAGCUUAGAAAUCAAAAUAUACCAAUAGUUACAAAAUUAACCAUAAAACCUAUAGUUAAACCAGAAGAGUUAAAAACAAAAGUUGAUGAACACAAUGACAGCAGUAUUAAAAACCCUCCAUUGUUAAUGAAAAUUAACCGCAAAACUAGAACUGAUUCUGGCAGUAGUGAUUCUCAGUAUCACAUAGAUAAAGGUACAGAACAUUAUAAUAACAUACAUGAGAAUAUAGUGACUAAGUUACAUAUAAAACCUGUUUUAAACCCCAAUAGUGAAUCAGUCUCCAAGGUGGCUGAAUGUAUUGAGAAAAGCAAUUCUAUAGAAAAUUAUAGUAACCAUGACAAGCCAAACUUGCACUCAAGUAAAGAUGAGUCUUAUAGACAAAGUUCUCCAGAUGCUAAUCUACCAAAUAUCAAGGUUAACCAUAAACAAAGUAUGGAAGAGCUACUUGAAGGGAACUCCAGCAAAAUGUUAUCACAAUCUGAAGAGCUUCAUGAUAAUUUAAAGAAUUCUAAAAGUGUUAAAGAUAUAUCUGAUGCCAUUAUCAAUUAUCAACUAGGUAAUUUACAAAAAAGUGUAGCAGAAGAAGAGCAGCAAUCAAUAAAAAGGAAGAGUUUAGGAAAUCAAGCAAACUGUACUCUUCUAAAGAAGUUGUUAGAAAGUCGAAAGCAUGAGGAAUUUGAAAAGAAUGAAGACAAUUCCAAUACUUUAAAUUGUAUAUCACAUAGUGAAACUACUGCAAAGUCACCUUUGCAUGAGGUCUCAAUUAUAUCGGAAACAAAUGAAAACACAGAUUUAAGACAUAGUAAAAGUCCGAUGUUUGGUAGUAGAGAAAACAAUUCAUCCCCUAAUAUAUUAAAAGUUCGCUCAAUGCAAGAUUUAUGCAAAGAGGUGCCAGAAAGUGUGACAAAACCUCUCGAAAUUAAUAUAUCAGAUAAGAUCAAUCAAAGCUCUGACCAAGAUUCACCGAGGAUAAUACUGAAGAUAAAUAAGACUGACCAUGGAGCUUCGGCAAAAAUUAUCACAGAAGAGAUUAUUAAUAAAAACGAUAAUAAAGGCGUCAACACAGCUGAGAGUAUUAUGGCUAGAAGGAGAACUAUAUUAAGUAAUAGAAAAAAGCAAGAAUCAGAAUCAGCUACAGUUACAGAAGGCAAAAGGUUAAGAAGUUCAAAGGUUGUACAGAGUCCCGAAAAAUCGCCUUUUGCCAAGCGAAACAUAGGGAAGAGGACGAAUGCAGACGGUUCAACAAGCCCGCCAUCUCCUAAGGAAGCCGAGCUAUCAGUUCUGGAUUCAAAAAGAUUAAAAUUGGGCCAGCUGUUAUCAAGUAAAACCUUAACGAUAACUCCUGUUGUGGUAUCAAAAGCGAGUCCUGUAUCGCCGAAAGACACGUUAGAAAUGAGACAAGCAAAAAUAAAUCAUUCUAUUUUAAAUAACGAAAAUUGCUCUAAAAAUGGAAGUUCCAAAUUACAUAAUAUCCUUUCAAAUUUACAAGCAAAACAGCAGCUAAAAGUUAUGCCCCUACAUGACCUUCAUCAUGGAGAAAAACAGCGCAGUGAAAGCCCAGAAUUGAAGUCUGGGACUUCAUUAGACAGUAAUCCAGAAAUACAGGUUGAAAUUGCACCUGUUCACCAGAACUGUGCAGAUAUCAGAGAGACUAUAUUUCAAGAAAGCAUUGAAUCUCGAGACUUCAAUGUGACGCCAGACCCGUUAUCGCAAGAUCCCCUAGAAGUGGGAAGUAUGAAAGUGUCUCCCGAUAUAUCAAUUUCUCAGAAUGCGCAAAGUAUUCCACUGUUAGUAGAAAUGACACCGCAGCCUAAGAAGCGUGGGCGUCCGCGGAAGUUACCAGUCUCCGAAGGUGCUAAACCCUUAGUUCUGCCAACUCCAGCAUUAGAGGAGCGACCGCAGCGUUCACUGAGGCUUUCAAGGGAUCGUCCUGUUAUUCUCGUGAAGCCGCGAGGAAGGGGUCGAGGCCGCGGUCGCCGUAUAGAACCAGACCCGGCACCAACUAACGAACCAGAACCAAUAGUAGACGCGGCCAAUAGCUUUUUCCUAUCCGAACAAAAGUCGGAUGAGAUCGACCCAACUAGUUCUAGAAUUAAACUGCCACGGAUGACGGAGGCCCUGGACAAAAUGCCGUCCACUUGUGGGACACCACUUUCCAGUAGGCGAAGAACGUCUUCUACGUCCACCAGCGAUAUGCCCUUCUUUAGUACGGAUAAUCCGGAAUUGAAGGUGCUUGACACAUCCUUGCCAAGGAUGGAAAAUCCAUUCGCGAAGUCGCCGGAGGUAUUGGGCGAGUAUCGCGGUGGGCGGGGCAGUCGUGGUGGGCGUGGUAGCCGCGGGGGUCGAGGGAGAGCUUCUCCUAGAACGCCGAGGGGAAGGGGUCGGGGGAGAGGCGGCGGAAGAGGAGCGAUGUAUAUGAAGGAAACAAUGGGUAUAUACGGGCGUGUCUGCGGACCCGCCACGACCACAGUGCAGUUAUUCGAAGAGGAGACAUGCAUGAUGGACGAUAACGCCACACCUGCUAAGCCUGCCCAUUUACUAGACGAAGACUCUCAAAGCUCUGUUAAAAGCUCAACGAAUGAAAGCAGCAAAACUAAGAAGUCGAAAUUCGCGGAUCUUUUUGACAGCAACAAAGUGUGGUCAGCGUCAGAUGUUAAAGAAUAUACGUGGCCUCCACCCGAGAACAGAGAUGCUGCAGAGCAUCAGGUGAUGAUGAUACAAGAACAAGUGGCUAUGUUCCUUGGCGUUAAGAGCUUCAAGCGUCGUUACCCAGAGCUGAAGCGGCGAGCGAUCUCUGCUGAAGAACGGGACUAUGUUUUGAGCAAAGGAAUCGUCACAGAAGCCCUAUGUGAUCUAGGCAUAACAGCCGUCGACGCUAGUGAAGUUCUCGACAUAAUGCUGUCAGACUACCCUCAUAAGUACGAAGAGUACAGAUCGUAUCAACGAGAGAAGCAACUCUCCGAACCGGAUAGCGUAGCCGAAGACAGUAAACUGGAGACCAAAGUAGAGAUGAAGAUGGAAGCGAAACAGAUGGAUAGCAAACCGGAGCUGCCCAAGAUCGAUCCCGUGAAGACAAGACAGGACAUGGCUGCAGCCGCUAUAGCAGCGGUCAGCGAAUUCAACGCCCGUUUGAAUGCGUUGCGGCGGCCGGCCUGUGUAGAUCUGCAAAGUUUGACGAUACAACGUCGGCGGACGCCCGUGCCGAGUAACGUGCCUAUUCGGGUGGCUCCGCCCCAUGGGUUCUACCCUCACGCUCUGCUCCCGGGACAAUACCAGCACUCGUAUAGGGUGCACUCCUCUGAACAAUUACGAUAUUUCCCUCUCAACACUGUCGUGGCCGCACCGCCUGUGCCGCCUUCUCCGGUGGCGUCCAGCUCCGAGUCUGAUGGUGAAUGGGGUUCCAAUGCCUCUUCAUCAGACAGCGAUGACACGCACCGGCAUCAGAAGCGUAAAAAGCUAACUAAAGUGAAGCGUAGCAGUGUGACCGACGUGACCGGAGCCGGGUUUAGCUCAGCCCCCGAAGAGGUGGUGGACACGUGUCGCACGUGCAAGCUUCGGCUUGAAGCGAACCGCAAGACCACGCAUGAGCGGUUCCUCGUUUGCGCCACAUGCAACGCCAAAUUACAUCCAGGCUGCGUGGACCUCUCCCCGGACACGAUCCGCAAAUGCCGCGAGUACCCCUGGCAGUGCGCCGAGUGCAAGACUUGCUGCUCGUGCGGCAGACCGGCUGAUGACGACAAGAUGCUGUUCUGCGAUCUCUGCGACCGCGGUCACCAUAUCUACUGUGUUGGACUCGAUAAGGUGCCUGAUGGUCGAUGGCAUUGCGUAGAAUGCGCGAUAUGCAAGUCGUGCGGCGCGCGAUCGCCCAGCGGACCCCCGAACCCGGGCGAGCCGUCCACCUCCGCCGCUUUGGGGCCCCAAGGUUCGGUGACGCAGCCCGGAGGGCCCCAUUGGCACCACCACACGAAACGGGGCCCUGGGGGUCACAAGGUCUACUCUCACUCGCUCUGCACGCCCUGCGCCAGAGCGUACCGCAUCGGGCGCUACUGCCCUCUCUGUGAUCGCUCCUUCAUCGGGCCUAAGGGGACCAUGCAGCUCGUCAUUUGUAAGCUCUGCGAUAGGCAACUGCAUCAAGGUACGACACCGAAACUAGACCGCAUACGCUUCACCCUUGCACGAGGCAUGGCUAACCACUGCUCGUUCGGCGCUGUAGCAUGCUGCUGCUUUACCACUAUUACAAAAGAUAAUAAAUGCUGCCGUCAAAACAGCUACUAG
This is a messenger RNA of Leptosia nina, 6960 nucleotides long. NCBI's taxonomy places the organism in Eukaryota, Metazoa, Arthropoda, Insecta, Lepidoptera, Pieridae. The record is from the annotation of a GenBank genome assembly.